Molecule: messenger RNA, 3804 nt
Organism: Nerophis lumbriciformis (worm pipefish)
Lineage: Eukaryota; Metazoa; Chordata; Actinopteri; Syngnathiformes; Syngnathidae
Source: RefSeq, a predicted model, not a curated record
AUGGAGAAUGCCGACAGGCCCAACCGGACGAGGCCGGGCAGCUGGGGAGCGGCUGCUGACGGUUGGAGGAGCCAAGACCAGAUGAGGGGACAGACUUUCAGAAUGGACGGAGGACAACAAGGCAAGAAGAUCCAGGGCGGUCCGUACCGUGCCAGCCCCAAAAGAGGAGGACUCGGACCAUUAGCUUAUUCCCCCGGAGCUUUCCGAGGUGGUCACAGCCCAUUGCAGAGAGAGGAUCUCCAUCGAUUCUGGAGUCCGGAACAUAGCGGCGGCUCUCAAGAAGAUAACUGGAGAGAGUAUACGCAACAACAGUGGGGCAAGAGCGUCCGUGACGGGGGUUCACGUGAUGGAAAUGUUCUUUAUGAAGGGAGAAGACAUCGGCAGAGAAACAAGGGGAGACAUUUUGCCGAAGAGGAUCGGGACCUGGCUAGUGCGGAGUCCUCACUCUCGGCGAAAGAGCUGCACGUUCUGCAACAGGACGAGACACGUUUGAGUAAAGAUGACAUACGCCGCGUCAACAAGAAGUCCAAUAGCAAGCCCAAUGCACUUUACACCUGUGACCUCUGCGACGUCCCCCUAAUCUCCGUGUCUGACGCCAACAGGCACGUCCGAGAUUGGCGCCACAAGCGGAGGGUCAAGGAGAAGAAGGAGUACGCCACGCUGACCGAAAUCCCGCCUCCUGGCCCCGAACACGUUAAAGCAGUGACGGCCGCUUUAGAGGUUGUCGUCAGCGAGCACGGAAUGGAUGACUGCGAUGUGGACAUGAGACGGAACGUUGUGGCCCUCAUGCAAGACCUGCUUCUAUCUGUCCUGCCUGAGAUCAGACUCCGGUUAUACGGAUCAUCUUGCACUAAGUUUGGAUUCAAGGACUCGGACGUGAACAUCGACAUUCAGUAUCCGGCACAUAUGCAUCAGCCAGAUGUCUUGUUGUCGGUCAAGGAAUGCCUCGCCGUCAGCCCUCUUUUUGUCGAUUUGGAAGCUGAAUUUCAUGCACGCGUGCCUGUCGUCAUCUGCAAAGAAAAGAAUAGUGGUCUCCUUUGCAAAGUGAGCGCAGGGAAUGAAAAUGCAUUCCAGACCACCUCUUAUCUUGCUUCCCUAUCCACGCAAGAGCGUCUCAUCCUUCCACUGGUUUUGGGUUUGCGACAAUGGGCUAAGAUAUGUCAAAUCGACCGUCCUGAGGAAGGCGGACUACCGCCAUACGUCUUGGCUGUCAUGGUCAUCUAUUUUUUACAACAGCGCAAAGAGCCCCUCUUGCCAGCGUAUCUAAAUCAAGCGAUAAAGACUUUUUCACUCAGCAAACUUUCAGAGUUCAACCUCACGCGUGUCGAGGAUGGACAACUGCACUGGACUUGUAGCCUCUCAGGCCAAAACGCCGCACAUCCACCAGAUGGCAUGAAGGGAAAGGUUCCUCUGGUUUUUUCUCGACCGCACCCCCCCGUGGAGGUCGGCCUUCUCUGGGUGGAAAUGCUCCGCUUUUACUCCCUGGAGUUCAACAUGGCCGAUAACGUCAUCAGCGUACGGACCGGCGCCGUCCUAUCCCGGGAUGUAAAAGACUGGCCCAAGAAACGCAUCGCUGUCGAGGACCCUUUUGCCGUCAAGAGGAAUGUGGCGCGCACUGUGAACAGCCAGCAAAUGUACGACUACAUUCUCCACUGCCUCAAAACCACGUACAAGUACUUUGCGCUGCCGCUCAGGCCGCGCGCACGUGCUUGCAAGAAAGGUGCAAAAAAGGCGCUCAAAGAGGAGGCGGCGCUGUCAGAGUUGAGUCAGCUGAGCGUUCAGUCCCAAAGUCAGUGUGAAGAAAACGGCCCCCAGGAUUCGGAUUGCAUCAUAGAGGAAGAGGAGGAAAUCGAGGAAGGCAGCGAGUCCGACCAGGAGAAGGAAAAGACGGACUUGGGGAAAAGCAGCUACUCCGAGGAAGAGGAGGACGAGGACGCCGGGGCGCGAGGCAGACUUCACUUGGACAGCUUAACCACGGAGGAUGAGGAGAUUUUCCCAGUGGACGAGAUCUCGGGGGAUGAGCUUUUGUCUGAUGAAGAACCUCCGGAUUUGGACACGCCUCUCUCAAAUGAGGAAGAGGAGGAGGAGGAUUUGGCACCGAGCGUCUCAUCGCUUCCGCUUGAAAAUACGCUCCCAGAAAAUGAAAAAGAAACGCAGGCCGCGAGGAUCUAUAAAUUCGCCAAGCAAUUCUUAACCAGGAGAAAGUCACACAUGGUUGUGUGUGGGUUGUGCAAGCGUGAUGGUCACUUGAAAAAAGAUUGUCCAGAGGAUUUUAAGAAGGUGGAGUUGCAGCCGUUGCCCCCGAUGACACCGGAGUUUCUCAGUGUGCUGGACCAAGUCUGCGAGCAGUGUUUUGUGGAUUUUGCACCAGAUGACAUGGAAGUGGCCAUCAGAGAGUCCAUCCUGCAAGAUCUAGAGGUCUUCGUCAGACGACAGUUCCCUGGUGCUCGGCUGCAGCUCUUUGGAUCUUCCAAAAAUGGUUUUGGUUUCAGGCAGAGUGACCUGGACAUUUGUAUGGUGCGAGAGGGCCAGGACAGCAUAGAUGAUGUGGACUGCAUCAACAUAAUUGAGCGUCUUGCUAAACUUCUUCGGAAACACCCCGAUUUUAGGAACAUCCUGCCAAUCACGACAGCCAAAGUCCCUAUUGUGAAGUUCUACCACGUACGCACUGGCCUGGAGGGAGACAUCAGCCUUUACAAUAGAUUGGCUCUACACAACACCCGCCUGCUAGCAUUAUACGCCGCUAUUGACAGGAGAGUGAAGAUCCUCUGUUAUGUCAUGAAGGUGUUUGCCAAGAUGUGCGACAUCGGGGACGCGUCACGUGGCAGUCUCUCAUCUUACGCUUACACCCUCAUGGUUCUCUUCUUCCUCCAGCAGAGGGAGCCACCUCUCAUACCUGUGCUUCAGGAGAUUUACGAUGGUGAUGAGAAGCCUACCGUGUUAGUAGAUGGCUGGAACGUGUAUUUCUUCGAUGAUUUAAAAUCACUGCCCAGUCGGUGGCCGCAUUACGGCGAGAAUACGGAGACGGUGGGGGAACUGUGGCUCGGCCUCCUGCGCUUCUACACGGAGGAUUUUGACUUUAAAGAGCACGUGGUGUGUACUCGUCAGAAAGCUCGUCUCACCACUUUCAAUAAGCAGUGGACAUCCAAAUAUAUUGUCAUUGAAGAUCCAUUUGACCUCAAUCACAACCUCGGUGCUGGAGUGUCCAGGAAAAUGACUAUUUUCAUCAUGAAGGCCUUCAUCAAUGGUCGAACCGUGUUUGGUACCCCAGUGAAGGCGUUUCCUCCUGAGUACUCCAGUCAAAUGGAGUACUUCUUUGACCCCCAAGUGCUCACCGAGGGAGAGCUGGCCCCCAACGACCGCUGCUGCCGCAUCUGCGGGAAAAUUGGUCACUUUAUGAAAGACUGCCCCAUGCGCAGGAAGUCCAGGCAAAGGCACGACUCUGACAGAAGGCCGGACGGCACGCGCGAGCGACCGGACGCGUUAGAAGAGCUGCCGUCCAGGCAUAAAAGCGAACACUGGAGGAGGCGGGAGGCGGCGGAACCGCGCUGCUGCUUCCUGUGUGGAUCCAGCAAUCACAUCAAGAAGGACUGUCAGCUCUACAGAGGACCUGCAGGGAACAUGAAAAUGGAAAACUUCUCUUCACCUCCAUCAGGCUCGUUGAGGAAUUUCCGAGAGAAACAAGCUUCACCCUUAGAAGCUGAGAAUAAAAGACAUCCGCAUUUGAUGCUAGGUCCACAAGCGGGCAGUCUCGCAAGCCUCCAUUCAGGUCGCUCCAGUCACAAGAAGAACCCAGCGGAGUGA